Messenger RNA from Talaromyces amestolkiae, 1902 nucleotides. RefSeq lists its product as uncharacterized. Gene Ontology annotation, biological process: protein phosphorylation. NCBI's taxonomy places the organism in Eukaryota, Fungi, Ascomycota, Eurotiomycetes, Eurotiales, Trichocomaceae. Bases 1 to 1902 code for a protein of 633 amino acids. The transcript has 6 exons. Gene Ontology annotation, molecular function: protein binding; ATP binding; protein kinase activity. The record is from RefSeq and is a predicted model, not a curated record.
AUGAAUUACACCGAGUCUGAAGAACGGCUGGAGACUGAAGUUGUCCUACGAAUGUCGAGACAGCUUCUUGAGGGCAUUGACUUUAUUCACAGUGCUGGUAUUGGGCAUGGAGACAUAAGCAGUAGAAAUAUGGCGUUCAGCUGUAAGAAUCUGUCAACUACCACAAAGGAAGAUCUUUUUCAUGUUCUUGGUGCUCCAGAAUCCGAGCAGUUGACUCGUCUCGAUGGCGACCAGCUCUCCGACAGCUUACCAAAAAUCCUGGUGAAAGCAGCUGAGUGGGCUGAGUGGGUAGAUGAAGAUGAAGAAAUUCGGAUUUUUGACUUCGGAAGAAGUUUUCCUAAAGGAGAGGAGCCUGUCAAACUUGCUCAACCAAGUCCAUUACGUGCGCCAGAGACAAUUUUUGAAAAAUCCUUUGACUAUAAGAUUGACCUAUGGCAUGCAGGCUGUACGAUAUAUUCUUUCAUAUUCGGAAUGAUCCCGUUUCAUUACCUGGGUGACGACUACUUGGUGAAACAGAUGAUAGACUUGCUAGGCGAAUUGCCACAGGAAUGGCAAACGCAGUGGGAAUGUAUGAAGAAAGAGUCUAAUAGCGCCUUGGCUUUGAAUGGAGAUUGUCAGCCGACGAAGUUAACGCGGAAAUUUGACGACGAAGUGUACGAUCUGCGACUUAGGGUCCUAUGUUUAGUUACAGAACAGCUGAUGAGAUUUUUGCCAUCUGAACGUACUCCAGCGUCUGCGAUUUUGAGCUUGAUGAGCUCCAACGUCGAGGGUAGUCCUGAGUCUGAAAGUGGUUUUGACUUGACAUGUAUGGCUAUAUACAACGCCUUGGAAAUAUCUAAAACUCCGUCUGUGAAAAGUGGUUCAGGGAAAGGUUCAUUUUCAACAGACUCCAAUUUCUUCAAAGGCGCAGAAUGGACCCCGGAUGGGACAUCAGUAAUAACCACGUCUGCGAAUAAUAGUAUCAGAACAUUCAUCCUACCGCCAGACCUUCUUGAAAAGAGAGAAUCCCCUCUGGAUUUGCAGCCGUAUUCAACAUUUCCUUCCAAAGAGCCAGUAUAUGCCACUGCAAUAUAUCCGUUCUUUAAUCUCCAGGACCCCUCGACUACGUUGAUUUUAUCCUCAGUUCGGGAUCAUCCUAUCAGACUCUCAUCAGCAUUGUCACCUCAAAAUUUGGGUACAUACUCUCUAAUAAAUCCGUCAACUGAAGCCUUUAUCGCACCUCAUUCGAUUCUGUAUCCCUCGCAUCUCGGCGGCUCUCAAUUCAUUACAGGCUCUGAUUCUUUGAUCUGCAUUUUCGAUGUUUCUCGCACCGGAAACGAAGGACCUGUCAGCCGUUUACCUACCAUUCCAAGCAAACGAAAGCAAAUCGUUGGCGGUGGUGUCGGAAUGAAGGGGAUUGUAUCUGCGCUUGCCAUGAACCCUGCCCAGGAUGGAAUACUGGCUGCCGGCACCUUCACGAGAAACAUUGCUCUGUACGGUGCCAGAGGCAGUGGCGAGCUCAUUGGGACAUUCAGCAUCGCCAAAACGGAAGCUGACAGCCAUAUCGGAGGUACAGGGAUCACACAGUUGUUGUGGAGUCCUUGUGGAAGAUAUUUGUAUGUGGUCGAGCGUAAGAGUCGAGGCAUGCUAGUCUACGACAUUCGAGUGACCGGACAGCUACUAGGAUGGCUCGAGGGACGAGAGGCGACGAGCAACCAGCGGAUGAAAACAGACGUGAUUGCCGUAGGUGAUGAUGGUUCACAUGAAGUGUGGGCAGGUGGAACAGAUGGGAUGGUGAGGAUGUGGAAGAAUCCUCAUACCACGAUCGGUGCGCGCCAACCCGAUUAUUCAUACAAGAUUCAUGAUGGUGAGUUUGGAACAUCACAGCUAAUAAAUCCGCAAAAUAAUGAUACCAAAGUGUAG